Penicillium argentinense is the source of this 630-nucleotide messenger RNA. RefSeq lists its product as uncharacterized. The transcript has a single exon. Lineage: Eukaryota; Fungi; Ascomycota; Eurotiomycetes; Eurotiales; Aspergillaceae. The record is from RefSeq and is a predicted model, not a curated record. Bases 1 to 630 code for a protein of 209 amino acids.
AUGCUUCGGACUCCGUUAGCGUGGUGGCCCCUCCAGUGCCCGAGUUUCGCCUGCUUGAAGGCCAUGAACCCGAUGCAGGCCCAUUCGAUCUCGUGGCCGAUCGCACUUCUUUUCAUCUGGACUGCAGGCAGCGUCUUCUUUGUGCUCAGGGCUAGAAGGCGUCUUCAUCUCCACCAAACUUCGACCCCGGAGCUCGUGCAAGCGAGCCCGUCAGACACGUUGAAGCACUCCGGAUCUACAAAGGAGUCAUUCAAGUCUGUCAGACAGACUGGAUAUGGAAAACCGGGUCAUUCGAUCGUUGGAGAGGAUCUAAGGACUACAUCGAAGAUCGCGAUGGCAUUCAGAAUGCUUAUUCCGGUUGCACUGUUUCUCUUGGUUCACGUUCGACUUGUUACCGCUAUUCUGGAUCAUCGUUAUGGGACGGUUAAAGAAGAAUCGGUACAGGCGCAGGUCUCGUCGGGGCUUCAGCAGGUGUUCCAGGUGUAUCAGCCUGUACCUUCCAUCUCCAGUGGAAGCAAAGGCUGUGAUCUGGAGCUAUUGCUUAUGGAUCAUGUCUUUGGCUCAAGCUAUGGCAAGCCUUUCGUCGGUAAAGCACAGAUGCCACGGACAAGAACCUUGAAUCAGGGCUAA